AUGGUUGAAAACUUGGCCGAGCCUCAGUGUGUACUGAUUACGGGAGGUUGUGGAUUUAUUGGAUCGAAUUUUAUUAAUUUUAUUGCUGAUCGUUGGAAAUCCUCAAGAAUAGUCAAUUAUGAUAAAUUAGCGUUUGGAGCAUCACCUAAUCAUGUGGAGAAACAUAUUCGAGAGUCAAGCAGAUAUGCUUUCAUCGAAGCUCGACUAGAAGAUCAGGACACGCUUGACAGAUGUCUACACGAGCAUCAGGUGGACAUGGUGAUACAUUUUGCUGCAAUUACUCACGUUGAUGAAUCAUAUACGGAUCGUGUAGGAACAAUACAGGAUAAUGUCAUCUCAACCACUACAUUACUCGAAAGUAUCAUGAACAGAAACUAUAAUGGAGUAAAACGGCUUGUACAUAUCAGUACUGACGAGGUCUAUGGUGACUCAUUCGAUGAUGCCACGCCAAAAACGGAAAAUUCAUUGCCAAAUCCUACAAAUCCCUAUGCAGCCAGUAAAGCAGCUUGUGAAAUGAUUAUACGCUCUUACUGGCAUUCAUACAAAUUACCAUAUGUGAUGGUUCGUAUGAAUAACGUCUAUGGACCACGUCAAGCUGGUACAAAGCUGAUUCCGAAAUUUACGAAGCUAGCGUUGGAGGGAAAGCCGUAUCCUCUGAUGGGAGAUGGCCUACACACGAGGAGCUGGAUGUACGUGGAAGACUGCUCCGAGGCGAUCAGAAGGGUGGCCGAAGAUGGUCAACUUGGAGAGGUGUACAAUAUCGGGACGGAUUUCGAGAUUACCAAUAUCGAGCUGACAAGAAAAAUACACGACAUUGUCAACAAACUACAAAAACGAAAAGAGUCGCCCCCUUCCUUCGUGCCCAUACCAGAUCGGCCGUAUCACGAUCGUCGGUACUAUAUCGAUUUUUCGAAGAUCAAGAAGGCAAUGGGAUGGCAGUGUACAACCCCGUUCGAAGAAGGCUUGAUGAAGACGAUCGAUUAUUACGUAAAAAAUCAGAAGCACGAAAAAGUGACGUCACGUCUCCACGGAUAA
Messenger RNA from Haemonchus placei, 1035 nucleotides. The record is from the annotation of a GenBank genome assembly. Lineage: Eukaryota; Metazoa; Nematoda; Chromadorea; Rhabditida; Trichostrongylidae.